AACUACCAAAUGGAGCUUCAGCUCAAAUUGAAGCUUAACUUGGAAGCUUCCGUUUCCCUACAACCACCGAUUCAAUGGGGUAUUAGUCCUUCCAAGAUGUCUAUUCCCGGCCUUGGGCAGAUAGCCCCGCAGCAACCCACACCAUCGACGACCCGCACAAUAACCCUCCGCCCCUUCUGGGAAUGGCGCUUCCAAGUGCCCCGCAGCUCAUCGACGACCAACGCGGCCGCCGGCGCCACCGUCCGCCUGAUCUCGGGCACCGCCGAGCGCGACGGCACCGAGUUAGCCCUCAACCGCGCCUAUACCUUCCCGCGCAACACCCAGUCCAAGCUGCUGACCUACACGGGCGCCACGCUCGAGGUGAGCGGCGACGUCGUCGACCGCGUCGCGCAGUACGCGGCGCCCGAGGACUCGCCGCAGCUGAUGGUGCUGAAUCUGCAUUUUGCGCUGCAGGAGCUGAGGGCGGCUGCUUCGAAGAAUAGGAGUCAGAAUAAUCAUCUUGAUGAUAAUAAUGGGGCGGGAGCGGCAGUGGGGUCUUCAUCGAUGCCAGCACCAGGGCCAAGGGUUAUGAUUUGCGGGGAGAAGAGCAGUGGCAAGACGAGCGUUGUGAGGACGCUGGCGGCGCUCGCGACGAGGGCUGGCGGGCAGCCGCUGGUGGCGAGCGUCGAUCCGAGCGAGGGCUUGCUGGCGCUGCCGGGGACGGUGAGCGCAGCCCUGUUUGGGACGGUGAUGGAUGUUGAGGACCCUGCUGGCGGGUUUGGCGUCAACGGGACGCCCAGCAGCGGCCCAAGUGCGGUGCCGGUGAAGCUGCCGAUGGUGUAUUAUCUUGGAAGGGAGAGGGCGGAGGAGGACGUGCCACUGUGGAAGGACUUGGUGAGCAAGUUGGGGAGCUCGGUCAGGGCCAAGCUUGCGGCGGAUGAGAUGGUGAGGGAGACGGGGUUGGUGUUGGAUACGCCGGCGAUGACCGUGGCGAAGGCGGAUAUGGAGAAUUUGGUUCAUGCUGCGACUAAGUUUGCGGUGAACAUUGUGAUUGUCAUUGGCUCGGCGAAACUCCACAAUGAAUUGCAGCGCCGCCUGGGAAACGAGCGAACGGCACAUGGCGAAGCGAUCACCUUCACCCUGCUCGACAAAUCUGAGGGGGUGGCGGAACGGGACAAGGAAUUUAUGAAGUUUGCUCGUGAAGCAGCGAUCAAGGAGUACUUCUUCGGUGAUGCCAAGAGGACGCUGAGCCCGUUCACGCAGUCGGUUGGCUUUGACGACGUGGCGAUCUACAAAAUCCCCGAUGAUUCAGAUUUCUACGACAAUCAGCCAGCUCUCGAGGCUGCGGAGGUGUCUGCGGAAAUGUCUCACUGGACGCUUGCCGUCAUGAAUGCCUCGGUGAACGAUCCACCCGACACCAUCCGACAGGCACCCGUUAUGGGGUUUGUGGCCAUCGCGGAUGUGGACGAAGACAGGCGGCGGCUCAAGAUCCUCUCCCCGGUCAGUGGCCGGUUAGGGAAUAGGCCGAUGGUAUGGGGUCGAUGGCCUGAGCCUUACAUCAACCUGCUUGGGUAGUUGGAUUUAUGUGUGGCAUGGCAGUUGCAUUUCUGUCGCUCUCCACCGGAUGCGGUUGGGUCCGGCGUAAAGGAGGAGGGGACUUUGAAGCUUGGGGAUGGCAAGGCACGCCCAUCAGGCGAAUUUCCUCUCCUGUUGCAUUAGUAAAGAUCACUAAAUUUUAGUGAGAGAUACCCUAGGUUCGACAAAGUCCCAGCAUUUG
Molecule: messenger RNA, 1756 nt
Organism: Parathielavia appendiculata
Lineage: Eukaryota; Fungi; Ascomycota; Sordariomycetes; Sordariales; Chaetomiaceae
Exons: 4
Coding region: 97-1554 (485 amino acids)
Biological process (GO): tRNA splicing, via endonucleolytic cleavage and ligation
Cellular component (GO): mRNA cleavage factor complex; nucleus
Molecular function (GO): polynucleotide 5'-hydroxyl-kinase activity
Source: RefSeq, a predicted model, not a curated record